CACUAGGAACCGCCAUCUUCGCGCCCACGCACCCCACCCAUCACAGAACGAGAAAAUCGAGGGCUUCUCUGCCUCGAAUCGGGUCUCAACGAGCCACAGACCUUUCUCGCCAAGUACACCUUGUACAAGAGAGCCACCGAAUACAUUGCAGGAUGGAUUGCCAAGACCGCCGCAUCCAUCGGCUUCAAAGUCAAAACGAAGGAACAAAAACAGAAAACAUCGAAAUCUAGGUCGAAGAAAGGGUGCUGGCAGGAGAGGCAACCAGAAUGCGAAAGGUGGAGGCGGUGGCACAGUAUAUCAACUCGGAGUAUCAGACUUUGUACCGAUGGCAGAAGCGAUAGCAAAAACUGGAGAAGAAGCAGAGUCUUAGAUCAUGGUCCCUGUUGCUUUAUGCAGGCACUUCAGUCGCGCCAUUCAGACACAUCGGAAGGUCUCGCAGUGGUACAAGGCCAAAGUCAACCCUGAUACGAACAGUGACCUGCGGCACGAAUACUUCAUCAAGGUUCUCGAGGACGCCUUCGCAUCCCUUGAGUCAUUCCUCGGGUUGGGCGGGCCAAAGGUCGCACGCAACAAUGGUUCCACUACUACUGUGUCUGACUUAUCGUCACGCAAUCGCUUUGCGGGGCUGACUGUCGAUAAGCUUGUAGCACUAGCUAACGAGGAAAACGUUACUGAAGAUACAUUUCCUGAAGUCUCUAAUGUUACGUUUAAAGGAUUUGAGGAAGACAACGAGGACGACUUCUAGAUUGCUGUUACGCUUAUGCUAUAGGAGCAACAGGACAUGAGGGAGGUGGUACGUGACAACUGGCAGAAAUGCAAGAGCGGUAAAGUCGACUUGAUUGUGGCAGCCAUGACUACGAAUACGGCUAUCAAACUUGCUCAAAAUGCGGAGGCUCAGUUCGAUUUGCUAGUAACACGACCGAAGAAAUGUCCAGUGACGGAGUAUUCGGUCUGGACGCUCCCCGCCGUUUUUUU
Alternaria rosae is the source of this 975-nucleotide messenger RNA. RefSeq lists its product as uncharacterized. The coding region runs from base 374 to 745 and encodes 123 amino acids. The transcript has a single exon. Lineage: Eukaryota; Fungi; Ascomycota; Dothideomycetes; Pleosporales; Pleosporaceae. The record is from RefSeq and is a predicted model, not a curated record.